UCAGUCUGUCCAAUAGAAAAGUUACAUGAGUGUAGAGGAGUAGAGCAGCGCUCGCGCUUCGCCGUGGCAGUUUCGGAAAUGUUGCCUAAACUUUUGCUCGCGCUUUGCUUUGUUUUGUGUUUUUACGGGGCUCCGUCAAAUGGACAGAAGAAAAAAGAGACGCUGCUCUCUGAAAAAGUGGGACAGAUGAUGGACUGGGCUGCGAAGAGAGCCGUGAUCCGAAUGAACGGAGACAAGUUCAGGAGAUUUGUUCGAGCGCCUCCACGCAACUAUUCAGUCAUCAUCAUGUUCACGGCGCUGCAGCCUCAGAGGCAGUGUGGAGUGUGCAGGCAGGCAGAUGAGGAAUACCAAAUCCUUGCAAAUUCAUGGCGGUACUCCAGUGCAUUCACCAACAAGAUUUUCUUUGCAAUGGUGGAUUUUGAUGAAGGCGCCGAUGUGUUUCAGAUGCUUAACAUGAACUCGGCCCCCACGUUCAUCAACUUCCCACCCAAGGGGAAGCCCAAGCGUGCAGACACCUAUGAGCUGCAGGUUCGAGGCUUUGCGGCUGAGCAACUGGCUCGAUGGGUUGCAGACAGAACCGAGGUUCAUAUCAGAGUGAUUAGACCACCAAACUACGCUGGGCCACUGAUGCUGGGCUUGCUCCUGGCUCUCAUUGGGAGUUUGGCGUAUGUGCGGCGCAAUAAUCUCGAGUUUCUCUACAACAAAAACGUCUGGGCUUUCUCAGCGCUGUGUUUUGUUUUGAUCAUGACAUCUGGGCAGAUGUGGAACCACAUUCGAGGGCCUCCAUACGCUCACAAAAAUCCCAGCAAUGGUCAAGUGAGUUACAUCCAUGGCAGCAGUCAAGCUCAGUUUGUUGCCGAGACGCACAUCGUUCUUCUGUUCAAUGCAGCCAUCACUUUUGGAAUGGUGCUUCUCCAUACUGCGGCGACUUCUGAUAUGGACAUUGGGAAGAGGAAACUCAUGUGUGUGGCUGGAAUUGGGCUGGUGAUACUCUUCUUCAGCUGGCUGUUGUCUAUCUUCAAGGCCAAAUACCACGGAUAUCCUUACAGUUUCCUGAUGAGUUAAGCACAGAGCACUCCAGUUCGUCAGUGGAAGGUUGAUGCUUUAAGAAAAGGUUUUCAGCAAAACCUUCUGCAGCUCAUCAUGCCUUACUGGUUCACAACAAUGAGUGGUUUCAUUUCUGUCUGAUUUCUUUUUGUGUUUUGGAAUUUUUUUUUGUGUUUGUUUUUGGUUUGUUUUUUUUUUUAUUAUUAUUAUUUAAAAGUCUAAUUGAAUUUUUGAUUUGUAUUUUAAACCUUUUUAGCAAAAGCAAGUUACUCUAAAUUCUCUGGACAGCAGAUCAGACGUUUGUGAUAAUUGUGAUGUUUACUGGUGAAUGCAUCAUUACCCUCCACAGGCUAUGCAGUAAUUCAUUGACCUGUUCUGAUGAUAAAGGUGAAAACUCCAGGUUAGAUGAUGCAUGAGGACGAGCACAAUGUUUUCCACGCUACCUCUUGACUCAAGUACAUUACAUUUCCAAAGCCAAAACGAAGCAGUCCCCUAGUUAGUGUAGUUGCUUUUCUUCUGUGCUGUAAGAAAGUACCACUCUGUGCUCAGUUUCCUCAAAGCAUUCGGAUGUUUCAAGUACGACGAGCUUUGUGAUGGCGACGUCAUGCCUUCCAUUAAUGUUUUAAUACGCCCUUGUCAACUUUCCCUCGUAAGUGCCUACUUUCUGACACGAGGAUAUAAAUUUGGUAUGAUUUUUUUUUUCAGCCUUGCCUAUAUACAAGCAUAGAGAUGUUUUCAUGUUGAUUUGUACUGAGUUUUACCUUUGAGUCAUGACAGCUUGCUAACUGCUUAGCAUAGAAAUAAUGUUACAUCAGCUGUUGUGGAUGGAGUAGCAAUGCCUCAUAGGCUGAUUCAAUCCCUCAAACAGAUUUCAUCUGAGCUGAUAAAGUAUUUAAGUUGAUCGAAGGUGUUUGUUACGGUGGAAGUGGACAAGCGCAUUUAAGACAGUAAUGGAACACAGCCCUGGUCCGCUUGUUAAGGAAAUGACUCGUACACCUGUGCUAAAAAUCAAGGUGCUGCUCUGUGUAAUGCCUCAGGUGAUGCCACGUGCUAUUAAAAGUGCCUUAAUUACC
This is a messenger RNA of Tachysurus fulvidraco (yellow catfish), 2120 nucleotides long. RefSeq names its product magnesium transporter 1 (gene magt1). The transcript is spliced from 10 exons. The record is from RefSeq and is a predicted model, not a curated record. Lineage: Eukaryota; Metazoa; Chordata; Actinopteri; Siluriformes; Bagridae. Gene Ontology annotation, cellular component: oligosaccharyltransferase complex. The coding region runs from base 79 to 1065 and encodes 328 amino acids.